AUGCCCAGGUCCAAAGUUGGCCGUACUCGAACUUUUACAGGAUGCCGAACGUGCCGACGGCGACAUACCAAAUGUGAUGAAAGACGCCCAAGCUGUCGUGUUUGCGGACAGUCCGGCCUAAACUGUGAUGGCUACGGAGCCCGUUUGCAGUGGGCCAGCGACAAUAGUGCCGAGUUAGCAAACGAUGACCAAGCAUCCGAUUUACACAGGCUUCGUUAUCCACUAUUUUCUGGCUCCCAAACAGCCGAGGAUGUCUUGGCAGACCUUGACGCUGGUUCUAGAAGAUUUCGUAGGCAAAAGGUCUUCUGUCUGUUCAAAGGACCGUUUGGCGCCUUUCGAGUCUCGGAAGGUGGGCAAGUACCCGACUCUGCCGACUCCAACGCUUCACCAUCGAGCGAAGAUAUGUGUGUAUCUCCAGACCAUCCAGAGGGUCAAGAUCAUGUCACCCGAAAUAGCGACGCUGAGGAUGUUGAAAAUGAAGAUUGGAUGCAACAACUGGAUGACGUGGACUUUGAUACUUUUGAUGUUCCACUUGAUUUCAUUCUCGAUCAAGAUGCACACCAAGAGCUUGGCACUAUCCAGUCCCUGAUCACGUAUCCAUCUUCGGACCUGUUCGCAAGUAUUGCACCAGAUCUCCUGACUACGCCUUGUGUUGAGGUGAACCAACUCCCCGAAGAAAUUACCAAAGACAUUGUGAGUUUGAAGGAACCCUUGAACGAAAGACAAGAGACGAGACGAGACUUGAUACUUCGCGAGCCGGCUGGGUCUACCUUCGAUUCAGCUCUACCCGAGGAAGCCUCAUCUCUGCUUCGGCAUUAUAAGCAACAUAUCGACGCUACCACAGCUGCUCUAAAAGCUAAACGACAAUCUCCAUGGCAGCUCAUGUUCUUACCUUGUGCAUUCCAAACCUUUGCCGAGCUAUCGCUACUUGGAACAGCUUCACACACUCGAGUGGCUGUCCUUUGUGCUUUACUAGCUCGAAGUGCCUUUAAACUAUACAAGACAGACCCAGAUGCGACAAAGUCCAACUACUGGCGUAUCGUGGGAUCCAAGAAUAUGGACAAAGCACGAUACCACUUACAGAGAGUACUAGAUCAAGAUAUGACUUUGGUCCACACAGUGGAAUAUGAGGAACUAUUGAUGGCAUUUCUCGCCAUGUCAAUAACUUCUCUGUACCAUGACGGUCGCACCCCCCAGAACCUUUUGCUUGACGCUGAGAAGUUGAUCCGCCUCCGUAAAUCUUUUACUGGUGGCCCCCAAAACGUGAGGAUCCUACACCACGUAUACACAUAUCUACGUGUUAUAGUAGAAAGCACAUCGACCUGCAUAUCGGAUGCAGCAGGAGAUAGAGAAAACGAACCCCAUCACAUUUCACCUCCUCGCACAUUUCGUAUCAGCGAGGACUCUCUUAAUGUUGGCCUUGACCCUACUGUUACUAAGACUGCAGAGCUCGGUUACGGGGACAUCCAUCUUGAGGUGCAGGGCCUUUGGGAAAAAACAUUACACUCGACCAUACACGGAAUUCCAGAGUCUUUAAUGACUCUGCUUGCACAAACAAUCUCUCUCGCUAACGAAAAGAAACAUCUAGAGACAGGUGGUCUGACCAACUCGAAGGUGCUGAGUGACUUGAAGAGACACACUCAGACAUUAGAGAAACGAAUAUGGUCCUGGCAGCUUGACUUUGAACUAGCCAUUAGUCCCCCUUCUGCCGACCUAACUUCAAACUCUGACCUCGAGCUCAUUCACCACCCUCACACCCAACUGAUGAUCUUAGCGGUUCAUCGAGCACUCGUCAUCUACUUCUAUCGCCGAGUUCACGACGUUAGUGCUAUGGUUCUUCAGGAUAACGUGCGUGAGACUAUAGAGUUUCUAGAACCUUGUAUCGAAACUUUGGCAGAUGAUGAUGACUUCACACCGAGUCUAGCUUGGGCCGCGUUUGUGUCUGCGUCUGAAGCCAUUAAGCCAGAACUACAGCAGAGAGCGCUGAAAUGUGUGACAAUUACGGACAACCAGGGCUUUCACUACGGUCCCAAGUCAUCGGCUGAGGCUGUUAUGUCGAUAUGGGCUGGGCGACAGAGUACAUGA
Molecule: messenger RNA, 2085 nt
Organism: Fusarium oxysporum Fo47
Lineage: Eukaryota; Fungi; Ascomycota; Sordariomycetes; Hypocreales; Nectriaceae
Product: transcription factor domain-containing protein
Exons: 4
Coding region: 1-2085 (694 amino acids)
Biological process (GO): positive regulation of transcription by RNA polymerase II
Cellular component (GO): nucleus
Molecular function (GO): transcription cis-regulatory region binding; DNA-binding transcription factor activity, RNA polymerase II-specific; zinc ion binding
Source: RefSeq, a predicted model, not a curated record